AUGAGUAGCCCCGAUGCACAUCUACCACCUGCCAUCGCCGAACCAGACAAUGUAGAGCAAGAGACUCUCGAGUAUACGCAACAAGGGCCACACGCGAUUCAUCGGAAAAGCAAACCUCCUUCACCCACAAUGCCAGUUCAGGAAAUGCCAUUUGGUGCACGGAUGCCAGAAGCGAUUCGAAAGAGUUAUGUUCAACAGCGGUUACCAGUGAGACAACAGAGCUUGGCAGCGCCUUACAACCGUAAAAGUUUAUUACCAUUUCCAUCAACACAACAACAACAACAACAACAACAACGGUCGUCUUCAGCAGCAGCAUCAUAUCGAUCAACAUCCCACAUGCCACCGCCACCGCCAACUGGUGGUAAAGUCAAAGUACCACCUAUACGCACAUCCAGCAUUAUCCACUUGAAUAGUCUAUAUCCAAACACGCCCCUCAACACCAUGCUAAACACCAACAAAGAGGAAGAGGAAGAGGAGGAAGAUGAUGAUUUCGACUUUCAGGAUCGACCUCCUUCAUCGAUUGUGUGCGUUGUUCCUACGACAAAUCAUGACAACAAUAGUGAGCUAUUUUCACCCGACACACCCAAUGAUCUACAUCAUCAAUUAUCAUCAUCUAUAUCCCUGCCUUCCGACAUACCCGGUUUAGCAGCAGCACCACCUACCAGCACACACCCACCACCACCACCACCACCAUCAUCAUCAUCAACACUACAACCAUCUACAGACGACGAUUUCCUUCUUUCACCUGAAACGUCCACCAAUCACCAUGGCUUUACGCGACGAGGUUCUGAAGCCGUUUCCAUUGAUACAUGUACGACUGUGGAUUAUACUCCCAACAAUGACGCUGUACCAGAUCAAGCCUUUCCACGCAUGAAACAUAGUCGAUCUGAUUCCAAUGUAACACUGGGUCGUCGCGAUACAAUGUCAACUCUUGGGGACUUUGAUAAUGAACUUCCACCCAUGUCACCCUCUGUGAGCGAUGAUCAUUCACGACAAGGCUCAUCAUCAUCAUCACGACAAUCCAUCUUUCUUCGAAUGCAACAAAAACGGGAAGAGCAACGACGAUCCAUUUAUGCAUAUCGAGCUUCCAAUGUUCGUCAACAACAACAACCGAUGGUAUACCCCGCAAUGCUAUCUUUGGUGGCACGUGAGCUGUAUCGGCGGCUGAGUAUUAGGACCAUUCGUAAGAAUGAUAUUGAGCAUCAUAAUGUCUUUGAAGGAAAAGAAGCAGUGGAUCGGUUGCUAUUGAUAUUACGAACGCAUGAUCGCAACUUGGCAUUAUUGGUGGGACGGGCCUUGGAUGCACAAAAUUUUCUGCACGAUGUCAAUUAUGAACAUCGCCUCCGUGAUUCGCCUGAUGAACUUUACCGUUUCCGUGAAGAGAUUGGUAUUCCGAUGGGAUUAGAAGGCAAUGAUGGUGAUCACAAACGUGACAUGGAGGAUUAUAAUGUCCCAACAGGCGUGUUCACUGUUCUCACCGAUUGCUAUUCCCCAACCUGCUCCAGAGACAAACUAUGCUAUAGUGCCACGUGUCCUCGUAAAGCGUCCAAGGGUUUAAGGCGUACCCAAAGCCAAAGCUCGUUACAAGAAAAGGAACAUCGGGCAUUAUGGAUGCACAGCGUACCCCAAGAGAUAUUGGACAUCACACCUGCUCAAGAGCGAAAGCGCCAGGAAUGCAUAUACGAGUUGAUCCAUACUGAGCAAGACUUUGUGCGUGAUCUUCAAUAUGUACACAAUUUCUGGGUCAAGCCCUUGAUUACAGAAGAUAUCAUUCCUGAUGAACGACGAGAGCAUUUUGUACAAGAAGUCUUUUGGAACAUGGCUGACAUUGAAAAAGUGAAUUCACGUCUCUCGCGUGCAUUGAUUGAACGACAAAAGGAGGACCAUUUGGUUUCAAGAAUUGGCGACGUGUUGCUCGAGUAUGUUUGCGAGUUUGACCCCUUCGUUGCUUAUGGCGCCCAUCAAGUGAUCGGCAAAUUCAAUUUCGAGCUCGAGAAAAAGCGCAAUCCUCAAUUUGCCCAGUUUGUAGAGGAUACAGAACGCAAACCUGAAUCAAGACGACUCGAAUUGAAUGGCUAUUUGACCAAGCCCACCACUCGCCUUGGAAGAUACAACUUGCUAUUGCGUGAGAUCCUCAAGCGCACCGAGCCAGAUAAUCCUGAUUACGAGCUUAUUCCUCAAAUCAUGGAGAUGAUUUCUGAAUACCUGAUACAAGUCAACACUGAGACCGGCAAAUGUGAAAACAUCUUCAACUUGCAACAAAUUGAGGAACGAUUAUCUUUCAAGACACACGCUGACUAUGUGGACCUGAAACUUCGGGAACCAGGACGCGAACUCGUCAUGAAGGGAAGGUUACGGCGAAAGGGCAAUACGCUAUCGGAUUCAUCAGACCUUCAAGUCUUCCUUUUUGAUCACUAUUUGGUGUUUGCAAAGAUCAAGUAUUAUAAUCAUAUGGAAUACUACAAGGUGUACAGGAAGCCUAUACCUCUCGAGCUUCUCUCAAUACAAGUAUCUGGCAUGAAGGAUCGCAACAAGCGUACAAGUGUCAUUUUACCAUAUAGUCGAUCUGCCACGCUUUUAUCAAAUCACAAUUCGAUAUCGCCUAAACCUUCAGCAUCAGAAAUUGGCAUAUCCAGCAGCAAAUCUGGCAAUCAUUCAAUCACGUUUUAUCACCAUGGUCGUCGUGGUUCUCCACCAUUGACAUUGUAUACAUCAUCUUUAUCGACACAAAAGGCAUGGAUUGAAAAAGUGAAAGCGCAACAAGCUAUCAUUGCCGAGAACCGACGCGUUUUUGUGUUGAAGCCACUCGUCCAAGGCAGCUUUACUUUGAGCAACAAAAUCCAUAGCUCAGCCAUUUUGCGGGAGGCAAAUGGGGAUCGACAAAUCAUUGUUGGCUCUGAUCAAGGUGUUUAUUCUUGCAAGUAUCCAAAGGAAACACGUCAAGAAGUGGAUGAGGUGGAUGAAGAAGAAGAAGAAGAAAGCACCGUCAAGCGGAUCAUGUCUGUGGAAAAAGUCUAUCAAGUCGGCAUUGUAGAUAAUGGAGAAUUAUUGGUGCUUUCGGACAAGACAUUAUGGGCGUUCCCGAUUGAUAUGGUCAAAGCAGGCGAGCUGCAAGCCAAACGCACUCGGCCCCUUAGUCAACAUUGCGCCUUUUUCCAUAUCGGUGAAAGCAUGGGCAAAACGCUUGUAUGCGUUGUAAAGCUUAGUGCAUUGACACCUACGACAAUUCGUGUCCUGGAGCCUGUUGCUGUCGAAGAAGAUAAGAAAAGCAAGAGGACUUUUAUUCAGCGUUUGGUGCGACCGGGUUCCGAGAAUUUACGACCGUACAAGGAUCUUUAUCUUCCAAGUGAAGCAUCCGCCAUCAGCUUGCUAAAGACAAAAAUGUGCGUCUCUUGUCCUCAAGAAAUUGGUGUCAUUGAUAUGAAAUCCUUUGAGGUUCAAGCACUUUUGGAUCCUGAUGAUGAGGAAUUAGCGUUUGUUUUUUCACGGCAAGAUCUACGACCUAUUUCUAUUUAUCGCAUCCAGUUUGCUGAGUAUCUUGUGUGUUACAAUGAAUUUGCAUUUUUCGUGGAUCAGCGUGGACGAUUAAAACGAUCGCGUUGUACGAUAGAGUGGGAAGGAAUGCCGGAUUCGUUUGCACUAUGUUACCCAUACAUCAUUGCAUUUGAGCCUGAAUUCAUUGAAGUGCGAAAUAUUCUAACGGGAUCACUGGAUCAAUUCAUCCGAGGUACACAUAUACGGUGCGUGAAUCCAAAUGCCAAUGGAUCGAUACAUGUUGCUAUGAGUGAUACCGAACAUGAAGGAUACCAAGGACUCUUUCAACUCAAGAUGACCAAGCGACAUGUUGACUAUUUACCACCUUCAUCAUCUUAUCUAUCAACCAUGUGGUGA
Molecule: messenger RNA, 3891 nt
Organism: Lichtheimia ornata
Lineage: Eukaryota; Fungi; Mucoromycota; Mucoromycetes; Mucorales; Lichtheimiaceae
Exons: 14
Coding region: 1-3891 (1296 amino acids)
Biological process (GO): intracellular signal transduction
Molecular function (GO): guanyl-nucleotide exchange factor activity
Source: RefSeq, a predicted model, not a curated record